Polyodon spathula (Mississippi paddlefish) is the source of this 1749-nucleotide messenger RNA. RefSeq names its product serine dehydratase-like (gene sdsl). The record is from RefSeq and is a predicted model, not a curated record. Gene Ontology annotation, biological process: L-serine catabolic process; L-threonine catabolic process. Bases 217 to 1185 code for a protein of 322 amino acids. The transcript has 8 exons. Gene Ontology annotation, molecular function: pyridoxal phosphate binding; L-serine ammonia-lyase activity; threonine deaminase activity. NCBI's taxonomy places the organism in Eukaryota, Metazoa, Chordata, Actinopteri, Acipenseriformes, Polyodontidae.
UUCGUUCCCAUGGCUCAGAAACUGAUUGGGCUCUGUCUGCCAUGUAUCAUUUCUUACUCUUUGCUCGAUUGUUCUACCUUAAUGACUAAACUUUGAACUGAAAGGAAAGGCGCAUUCAUACAGCAUUUCACAGUGGGACGCAGUCAUAGAAGGAGAAAAGCAGAAUUACGCAGAAACACAAGAAGCAGAACACGACACCCACACCGGCCAUUAACCAUGGCAGCGAGCACUCAGGCUUUUCACGUGCCGACCCCCCUACUGGAGAGUUUGGAGCUGUCCAAGCUGGCUGGGACCACGGUCUACCUCAAGAUGGACAACGCCCAGCCCUCUGGGUCCUUCAAGAUCAGGGGCAUCGGUCACUUGUGUCAGAAGGUUGCCCGGACCGGGUGUAAAGGAUUUGUUUGUUCCUCAGGGGGGAACGCUGGCUUAGCCGCUGCCUUUGUUGCAAAGAAGCUGGGAGUUCCAGCUACCAUCAUCGUCCCCGACUCCUCCUCCGACCUUGUUAUCCACAAACUGAGGGACCAUGGAGCCACGGUGCAGGUGUUCGGGAAGGUGUGGGAUGAUGCUAAUGAGGAGGCGCACAGACUGGCUGAGUCCGAGGGCUUGCAGUACGUCCCCCCUUUCGACCAUCCCCUCAUCUGGGAAGGUCAUGCCAGCAUUGUGAAGGAACUCAAGGCCUACCUGCCGACCAAGCCUGGGGCUAUAGUAGCAGCAGUAGGGGGAGGAGGACUGCUCUGCGGGAUAGUGGAAGGCCUGAAGGAGGUGGGCUGGGAAGAUGUGCCCAUAGUUGCUAUGGAAACCAAAGGGGCUGACUGCCUAAAUGCAGCAAUGAAAGCGGGGAAGUUGGUCACCCUUCCAGACAUCACAAGUGCAGCAAAAUGCUUGGGAGCCAAGACUGUGUGUACACAAGCCUUUGAGUACGCCCAGCAGGGGAACAUCAUCUCUGAGGUUAUCAGCGACCUGCAGGCUCUGCAGGCCGUGGAGCGCUUUCUAGAUGAGGAGCGUGUGCUGGUGGAGCUGGCCUGUGGUGCAGCUCUGAGUGCGGUGUACAGUGGAGUAACCUGCCGGCUGCAGGAAGAGGGCCGGCUGCCAACUCCACUGGGCCCCCUGGUGAUCAUCGUGUGUGGGGGGAGCAGCAUCAAUCUGGCCCAGCUGCAGGAGUACCAGAGACAAAUCCGGGACUAGAGCCGAGGAUGCAGGGGAGAGAGGAAGACUAAGGGGAGCUAAGGGGGAGUGUGAGGUGGAGAGAGAGGGAGAGAGUGUGAUAGGGAACAGGGCAGAAAGGUGUAGGGUUUGAAAGCGGUGUAGAAAGGAGCUGUUGAGGAGGAGCAGAGGGUUAGAAGGAAUAGUAAAGGAGAUAAUAGCGACUGUUGAGAAGAAACAGUCAUUAUAAUGAGUACAACUGUUUGUUAUAUGGGUAGAGGAUUUAAAUGAUGUUAAGACAUGCUUCACUUCCUGUGCUGUCAAGCACUGUAUGUGGGGUCACUGAUAUAAACAAUCUCCUCUUAUAAAGACCCUGCAUUCUGUGUCGGUGGUAAAGGAAAUGGUCUUCACCUAAAAAGUGAGAGCACACCAGUGUUUUAAACCCUGAAUGCUGGUGCUCUUCUGCCAUCUAGUGGCAGAAUGGUUCAAUAACAGUUCGAACAUAUUCACUUCCUGCGACACAGUGCCUUCCAAUAUUUUGUAAGACUGGGAUUGACCAUCACAGGCCAAACUGUGUACUGAAAAUGAAAUCUUUUAAAACUGAAA